Messenger RNA from Camelus dromedarius (Arabian camel), 3733 nucleotides. It is a transcript of the gene HMGA2, whose product is annotated as high mobility group AT-hook 2. Gene Ontology annotation, cellular component: chromatin; nucleus. Gene Ontology annotation, biological process: regulation of DNA-templated transcription. Bases 395 to 724 code for a protein of 109 amino acids. Lineage: Eukaryota; Metazoa; Chordata; Mammalia; Artiodactyla; Camelidae. The transcript has 5 exons. Gene Ontology annotation, molecular function: transcription coregulator activity; DNA binding. The record is from RefSeq and is a predicted model, not a curated record.
AGCCUCCCAAUUCCAAACCGUCUUCUUCUCCCCCUUCGCUUUCCUCCUACUCUUCGCUACCUCCACCUCCACUGCCACCUCCACCUCCGGCACCCACCCACCGCUGCCGCCGCCACCAGCAGCGCCUCCUUCUCUCCUCCUCCUCCUCCCCUCUUCUCUCUUUUUGGCAGCCGCUGGACGUCCGGUGUUGAUGGUGGCAGCGGCGGCAGCCUAAGCAGCAGCAGCCCUCGCCGCACGCCAGCUCUCGCCCACCCCGCCUCAUUCUCCAGCCCUACCUCGCAAUCUCCUGAAAGGUGCUGGGCAGAUUCGGGGCGGCUGAGGCGAAGCGGCUGCAGCGGCGGUAGGAGCGGCGGCGGCGGCAGCGGUAGCGGCGGCGGCGGCGGCGGGAGGCAGGAUGAGCGCACGCGGUGAAGGCGCCGGGCAGCCGUCCACUUCAGCCCAGGGACAACCUGCCGCCCCGGCGCCUCAGAAGAGAGGACGCGGCCGACCCAGGAAGCAGCAGCAAGAGCCAACCGGUGAGCCCUCUCCUAAGAGACCCAGGGGAAGACCCAAAGGCAGCAAAAACAAGAGUCCCUCCAAAGCAGCUCAGAAGAAAGCAGAAGCCACUGGAGAAAAACGGCCAAGAGGCAGACCUAGGAAAUGGCCACAACAAGUCGUUCAGAAGAAGCCUGCUCAGGAGGAGACUGAAGAGACAUCCUCACAAGAGUCUGCGGAAGAGGAUUAGGGAGCGCCAACAUUCAAUUUCUACCUCAGCAGCAGUUGAAUCUUUUGAAGGGAGAAGACACUGCAGUGACCACUUACUCUCUAUCGCCAUGGUCUUUCCACUUUCAUUGGGGUUUGAGGGGAGGGGUGGGGCGGGGGAGGGGCGGGGGUGGGGCGGGAGAAGUCACGUAACCUUAAAAAGGACUAUAUUAAUCACCUUCUUUGUAAUCCCUUCACAGUCCCAGGUUUAGUGAAAAACUGCUGUAAACACAGGGGACACAGUUUAACAAUGCAACUUUUAAUUACUGUUUUCUUCUUCCUUAACCUACUAAUAGUUUGUGGAUCUGAUAAGCCGGAGUGGGUGGGUGAGAAAAACUCUGAAUCGGGUUUAGUCAAUCACUGCACUGCAUCCAAACCAGAAACGUGUCACCCGCGUGUGUGACGUUGGGCAUUUCUCUAGGAAAGGCGGGGUGUGGAACGCUGUCCGCCUCCGCCCCGCCCCCCCCCCCCCCCGCCCGCUCCAGUAGCGCAGCUUCUGUUUAGAACACCAAAGAUAGGACUAGCUACUACUCCUCUCUUUUUCGUAUAAUCUUGUAGACACUUACUUGAUGAUUUUUUUUUAACUUGUAUUUCUAAAUGAGACGAAAUGCUGAUGUAUCCUUUCAUCCAGCUAACAAACCAGAAAAGGUGAUGUUCACUUUUCAAAAAGGGAAGGAAGCAAACUGAGAUUGCCAACUCCUUUAUUUAUGGAUGCCACACAUAUCAGCAGGAGUAAUAAAUUUACUCAUGGCCCUCUUUUUCUUCUUCUUCUUCUUCUUCUUCUUCUCUCUUUUUAUUUUUUUUCUUCCAGGAACACUCAUCUGGGUAGAAUCUACUUCCUACAGAGCCAAAUGCCAUUUAGCAAUAAAUCAUACUUGUCAGCCUCAACGCAUUUUAAGGAACCUAGACAAGUAAAAUUAUCCUCUUUGUGAUUUAAUGAAAAGGUCCAACAGGAUAAUGCAUGAUGAACUCACCUGGAUUAUGAGGUGGGAGGAGCGAAAUCUAAAUUUCUUUUGCUAGAGAUACACUACAGUUUAAAGAACUACCACAACAAAAACACAGGCUCUCUGUCUCUCUCUGUCUCUCUCUCUCUCCAUUGUGUAUCAGUUUCCGUGAAAGACCUAAAUACCACUUACCUCAAAUGAAGCUUAUGUGUUACUUCAAGUAAUACAUUUUGACAUAGGGUGGUUGGCUGAGGUGUUUGACUUUGACUUCAGCUCACCAUCUCUUCAUUCAAACUGCACUUUUAGCCAGAGAUGCAAUACAUCCCCACUGCUCAAUACUACCUCUGAAUAUUACAAUGAAUUUACAGUUUAGUACUUUUUACAUGCUGCUAUACACAAGCAAUGCAAGAAAAAACACAUAAUGGGUAGGCGACGCUGCUCGCCUACGGUCCUUUUUGUACACUUAAUUACAGUUAAAGAAGCAGUCUCCUUACUUACUGUGUUUCAGCAUGGCUAUGUAUUUUUCUAUGGGUUUUUUUUUUAUUAUUAAAAUUUUACAAAUACUUGUUUCAGCUUCUCUGCUAGAUUUUCUACAUUAACUUGAAUAUUUUUUGUUAACCGAGUCGCUCCUAGGUUCUUAAGGAUCAUUGUCCUCCAUCACACUACACAUCACACAAAAUUUGACUGUUAUGUUUAAAUGUUACCCUCCAAGUUUGUACCUCACAUGACUUGUUUAAGGAAAUGGACUAAUUGACUUGCAAAUACCUACCUCCAGACUUCAAAAGGAAUGAACUUGUUUCUCGCAGCCUUCAUUUUUGUCAAUGUUUGAAAUAGUUCAGACUGCAGCUAGCCCGCAUCAAAACUAUUUUUGUAAAAGGCUUUUGAUAGAAAGGAACAUGUUUUUACAUACUUUUUGCAAAUGAAUAAAGAACAUAAAGCCAACCUUCAAAGAAACUUGAAGCUUUGUAGGUGAGAUGCAACAAGCUCAGCUUUUGCAUGAUGCAAUCAAAAAUGUGUGUUUUGAAGAUUAGUUGAAUAUGAGAAAAUGCUUGACAAAUAUUUUCAUGUACUUUACACAAAUGUGAUUUUUGUAAUAUGUCUCAACCAGAUUUAUUUUAAACGCUUCUUAUGUAGAGUUUUUAUUCCUUUCUCUCCUAGUGAGUGUGCUGACUUUUUAACAUGGUAUUAUCAACUGGGCCAAGAGGUAGCUUCUCAUGACCGCUUGUGUCAGUCUGGCUUGUAGUUCUGAUGCCAAAUGAAACUCAAAACCAUCUCUCUUCCAGCCGCUUCAGGGAGGUAGUUUCAAAGGCCACAUGCCUCUCUGAGACUGGCGGAUCGCUCACUGUUAUGAAUCACCAAAGGAGCUAUGGAGAGAAUUAAAACUCAACCUUACUGUUAACUGUGCAUUAAAUAAGCAAACAAACAGUGCCUCAUAAAAAUGAAAGUCCCAUUCCAUAGCUUGGCUUGGGCACUUUUGAAACCUCACUGGCCAGCUCAUAAAACUGCAGCAGUUGCUCUUGUUGUACAAACUCGGAGCACCCAGCAGUUUCCAUCUCUGAUGAAGUUACUCUUUUGUUUCCUAUACGUUGUACAAUCAAAACACACUACUACCUCUUAAGCCCCAGUAUACCUCAUUUUUCAUACUGAAAAAAAAAGCUUGUGGCCAAUGGAACAGUAAGAACAUCAUAAAAUUUUUAUAUAUAUAGUUUAUUUUUGUGGGAGAUAAAUUUUAUAGGACUGUUCUUUGCUGUUGUUGGUCUCAGCUAAGUAAGACUGGACAUUUAACUUUUCUACCAUUUCUGCAAGUUAGGUAUGUUUGCAGGAGAAAAGUAUCAAGACGUUUAACUGCAGUUGACUUUCCCCCUGUUUUCUUUGAGUGUCUUCUAACUUUGUUCUUCAUGUAGAGUUGCUGUCUAUGAUUGUACUUUGAAUCGCUUGCUUGUUGAAAAUAUUUCUCUAGUGGAUUAUCACUGUCUGUUCUGCACAAUAAACAUAACAGCCUCUGUGAUCCCCAUGUGUUUUGAUUCCUACUCUUUGUCAUGACGCCA